ACUCUGUGCGUGAUUACGUCAGAGGGCGGGACCAAACAAAGGACAGAGGGGACUCCGCAAUGGGAGACAGUUUUUGCGAGCAGCUGAUGGAGGACGGCGCCUUCCUGAAAGCUGACCGGCGGCUGGACACUGAGCUGGUGGACAAACUCAUCCUGCAGCUCAACAGAAUCUACCCGCAGAUCCUCACCGACAAGGAGGCCACCAGAUUCAGAAACUUGGACGUGCCGACAAAUGUUCGUCUAGGUGAGCUCCUGACGCACCUGCAGGGGAAAGGUGAGGAGGCCUGCAGAGAGUUUUACAGAGGCCUGCACCUGCAUGUGGAGGAGGUUUACUACAGUUUACCCACACGGCUUCGCCUCAGAGAUUCUUUGGAUCCACUAACGUCUCCACCUGUUAUCCAGCAGCGUCAUGUUCUGAACGACAGAGGUCCCCUCUUCUUUCUGGGAAGUUUCAGCUUUGUUGUGGGAAUUGCUUUACUCUACUACUACAGCGAAGCUAAAUUGUCUGGGGGAAGUCGAGCCCUUGGGAUGGCUGCUCUGGGUUUGAAAAGAAAAGCUCAAGAAGUCCUUGUAUGGUACACAGAAGAUAGUUUCAUAUAGUAAUUUUUUUCAUGUUCUUUCGAGUACCAGUUUGUUUGAUGUGAAUCACUGUUUUGAUAUAUCCAUGAAGUGCCAACCUGCAACCUCCAAGUCACGCCGCAAUCGCCUUUUUUAUGGACCGUUGCCACCAUCUUGUGGACAAAAGGGGAAGUGCAUUAGAACAAUUGUUUUAUGUAAAAGAACGUCCUAGUUUGUUUGUUUUGUUACGUUUUCCCGUUUAUCAGAAAAAAUCAACAAGAAUCUGACAUUUUAUGUGGAUAAGGAGAACUUAACACGCGUUUUAUUAGUGAUAAAAUUGUUUGCGAUACUUUUCACCAAUGAAAACCUGCUGAUCAAACGCAAGGCAUUGUGGGUAUGGACGUUCCCAAAGAAAAUAGUUUAAGAAAUGGUUUUAUGAGUUGUUAAUAUGAACUAUUAACCACACCAAACGAGUGUCAAGUUGUUUGUGGUUGCAAACGUGUGUCUAAAUAAAUAUUAAAAACAUAACCAUAAGUUAAAUAGAUUUACGUGGCGCCCACUAUAUAUACUGCUGUCGCCAGAUUGCAAAGUUGUGUUGUAUGAAAGGAGAGAAGGUUAGCACUCCCCUUGACAAGGAUGGAAAUGGCCAUUUGGCCUGCAACACACAUAUGGUUAAGGCAUUGCCACCUACUUCGUGGCAUCUCUAACCAAGUUUUUCAUGGAAUAAGCAAAGUUUGUGUAUUUUUGUCGAUAAUGUCACGUCAUCGACCUGCUCGAGUCCACAAUCCGCUACCAAAAGUGUCUUCACUUUAUAACCGCGUUUGCCUUUUUCCAGUGUGUAACCAAGGACCGGAAGUGAGUGGAUUUUCCCGUCUGCUCCUCGUUUCCGGUCGGGUGAAGUCAUGCAGGAAGAGAAAUGAUACAUUUGUUCUGUUGAAUUGCGGACGCUGACGUUAAAUCCCCAAACUCUGCGGGAUAAUAAAUGGUUGUUUUAGUGUGAAAAUAAAGAUUAUGUUCGCCUUAUUUUAGGUUCAACAGGAAUAUUUUGUCAACCCAACAAGCUGUAUUUGUUGACAAAGCUGUCUAAUAAAUUUGCAUUCGAUUUGUACUUAAUCAGAUAAAAUAUGAGUGCUUUUUUUAGUGAUAAAUAUGUGAAAAAUUAACAACACAAUUAAGAUACUGUGUGGUUCAACAAACCUAUUCUUACAAAGGGAAAUACUUUAUAGUGGGGAAAUGUUGAACAAUAAAUUACUCUAGGGCAAAAUAUCUUGGAUUUUUUAGUGCUGACAUUUUAAAGACCAGAGCAGAGCAGCUCAUUCACCAUUUAAUUGGCGACAGUUAAAGUGUGCUGAUUAAAAUUUUAUUUCAACAAUUUUCCAUUUCCGUUUACAAACUGUAGAAUAGAAAAAAACAAUCACCAAAAUAGUUAUUAUAGACUAACUUUUACUUAUAAAUGAAGUUAAUGUGCUGCUCC
Molecule: messenger RNA, 2031 nt
Organism: Oryzias latipes (Japanese medaka)
Lineage: Eukaryota; Metazoa; Chordata; Actinopteri; Beloniformes; Adrianichthyidae
Gene: card19
Product: caspase recruitment domain family, member 19
Cellular component (GO): mitochondrion
Source: RefSeq, a predicted model, not a curated record